Molecule: messenger RNA, 1576 nt
Organism: Antrostomus carolinensis (chuck-will's-widow)
Lineage: Eukaryota; Metazoa; Chordata; Aves; Caprimulgiformes; Caprimulgidae
Product: transmembrane protease serine 9-like
Biological process (GO): proteolysis
Molecular function (GO): protein binding; serine-type endopeptidase activity
Source: RefSeq, a predicted model, not a curated record
AUGGGAGCACACAGCUCCUGUGCCCCUGCCUGGGCCACCCUCACUGAUCUCCAUUCCUUCCACUUUGUCACAGGUCCCAGUGAGGUUUCUCUCCACAGACCUGGACUGAAAUCAGGGAGCUGCCCUGGAGACACGUUCACUUGCCGCAACACCCAGUGCGUGUGGAAGCAAAACCCCGAAUGCGACGGCCAAAAAGACUGUGCCGAUGCCUCUGAUGAAAGGAGCUGUGACUGCGGGAGCCGCCCGGCCAUGCAGACUGCCAGCAGGAUAGUCGGGGGCUCAGAGGCGUCCAGAGGGGAGUUCCCAUGGCAGGUCAGCCUGCGAGAGAACAACGAGCACUACUGUGGAGCUGCAAUCCUCACCGAGAAGUGGCUGGUGUCUGCUGCUCACUGCUUCACCGAGUUUCAGGACCCAGCCAUGUGGGCAGCUUACACAGGGACCACCUCCCUCAGGGGCUCCGAUAGCGGCGCAGUGAAAAUGGACAUCGCACGGAUCAUCCCGCACCCCUCCUACAAUACUGACACAGCUGACUACGACGUGGCCGUGCUGGAGCUGAAGAGACCUGUGACCUUCACCAAGUACAUCCAGCCUGUCUGCCUGCCAGAUGCUGGGCAUCACUUUCCCACCAGCAAGAAGUGCCUCAUCUCCGGCUGGGGCUACCUCAGGGAUGAUUUCUUGGUGAAACCCGAGUUCCUGCAGGGGGCUCCGGCCCAGACCCUGGGCUCCAGCCUCUACAGCCAUGCCCUCACAGACAGGAUGAUGUGUGCUGGCUACCUGGAGGGGAAAAUCGACUCCUGCCAGGGUGACUCUGGUGGGCCCCUGGUUUGCCAAGAACCAUCUGGCAAGUUUUUCCUGGCAGGAAUAGUGAGUUGGGGAAUUGGAUGUGGUGAAGCCAGGCGGCCUGGUGUUUACACACGUGUUACCAAACUCAGAGACUGGAUCUUGGAUGCUAUUUCUGCCUUCCCCAGCUCCACAGCCCACACUGUCCCUCUCAUACACUCCGGUACUAACAGCAGCAUGGUCAGCUCUGAGGAGCUCAACACCACCACCACCACCACCACCAGUGGAACAAUCACCAACACUUCACCAGCCCCAGUUGCCAGCAAGCCAGUGACUGCAACGAGACCACAAGAGUGUGGAGGACGACCUGGGUUCUCUAAACCCAGCAGGAUCGUGGGAGGAACAGAUGCUUCCAGAGGAGAGAUCCCUUGGCAAGUCAGCCUGAAAGAAGACUCAAGGCAUUUCUGUGGAGCCACCAUAAUUGGGGACCGCUGGCUGCUGUCGGCAGCUCACUGCUUCAACGAGACAAAUCCAGAAGAGAUCGAAGCCUACAUGGGAACAACCUCACUAAAUGGAACAGACGGGAACGCAGUGAAAGUCAACGUAACGAGAGUGAUCCAACAUCCCCUCUUCAACCCUGUUUUUCUGGACUUUGAUGUGGCUGUACUUGAACUGGCAGAACCUCUUGUCUUCAACCAGUACAUCCAGCCCAUCUGUCUCCCACUUGCUGUGCAGAAGUUUCCAGUUGGCAAGAAAUGUGUAAUUUCUGGGUGGGGGAACCUCCAAGAAGGGAAUG